AGGAAUUCCCUACCCUUUUAAUGUCCCGCCCCUAUGACGGACCCAAUCGCAGGGCUCUUCCCUCCCCGAAACCUCGCUCCCGGACCGGCUUGUCUCAGGUUUGCGCCACUCUAGGCUGAGGCGGCGGAUGACGCAACCGAGCCGCGCCGCGAGAAGGUCACACGGUUCUCCAACAUGGCGGCGGCGGCGGCGCUGCGGAGUGGCUGGUGCCGCUGUCCACGGAGAUGCCUCGGCAGUGGAAUCCAAUUCCUUUCCAGCCACAACCUACUCCACGGGUCGACCUAUCAGAUGCGCCGGCCGGGCGGAGAGCUGCCACUGUCCAGAUCAUAUUCUUCUGGAAACAGAAAAGGCUUUCUGUCCGGCUUGCUAGAUAAUGUCAAACAAGAAUUAGCCAAAAACAAAGAAAUGAAAGAAAGUAUAAAAAAAUUCCGUGACGAGGCCAGAAGGCUAGAAGAAUCAGACGUGCUCCAGGAGGCCAGAAGGAAAUACAAAACCAUCGAGUCAGAAACCAUGCGGACGAGCGAGGUGCUACGGAAGAAGCUUGGGGAGCUGACGGGCACCGUGAAGGAGAGCCUUCAUGAAGUCAGUAAAAGUGAUCUGGGCCGGAAAAUCAAGGAGGGUGUGGAAGAAGCAGCCAAGACGGCCAAGCAGUCAGCCGAGUCGGUAUCCAAAGGUGGGGAGAAGCUGGGCAGGACGGCAGCCUUCAGAGCCCUCUCCCAGGGGGUGGAGUCCGUGAAGAAGGAAAUUGACGACAGUGUCCUGGGGCAGACGGGGCCCUACCGGAGGCCCCAGCGACUCCGGAAGAGAACGGAGUUUGCGGGAGAGAAGUUCAAGGAGGAGAAAGUGUUUGAGCCAAAUGAGGAGGCCCUGGGGGUCGUGCUGCACAAGGACUCCAAGUGGUACCAGCAGUGGAAGGACUUCAAGGAGAACAACGUGGUGUUUAACCGGUUCUUCGAGAUGAAGAUGAAGUAUGAUGAAAGCGACAACGCGUUCAUCCGGGCAUCCCGGGCCCUUACGGACAAGGUCACCGACUUGCUGGGGGGCCUGUUCUCCAAGACAGAGAUGUCAGAGGUGCUCACAGAGAUCCUCCGGGUGGACCCGGCCUUUGACAAGGACCGGUUUCUGAAGCAGUGCGAGAAUGACAUCAUCCCCAAUGUCCUGGAGCCCCCAGGAUGCAGAAGGAGCCUGGACACCUUCGGCCCAGUCGGGCCAGGCCUCUGGGAGGCCCUUCAUGAGACUCUCCAUCCUUGGCCCCGUUGGCCGCCAUCCAGCGUCCUCUUCCUCCUCCAGUUUCCCGUAUCCUUCCCGCCACUUCAGGCAGGGCUGGGAGGCGGUGCAGAUGGGCGCCAUGCCCCAAAACAGCAGCCUGAGCACCGCAGUGCCUUCCGGGAUGGGUGGUGGGUGCCGAGUGUUCUGGCCACCCGCCCCCUGCCGCUCACAGUUUUCACCACCAGCAUCCGGCUCCUUCGCACUCUUCUCCCUGCUCCAGGCGCCUCCCUCCCCCGCAUCGGAUCCGGCCCAGGCUCUGGGAUCCUGUGGAAGCAGCUCCCAGCCCAGUCACGCCCCCUGCAGCCCACCCUCCCUCUCGCUGCCCCCAGCAGUUAGGAGGCAGCCGAUCCCAUGGUGGGCCUUGCAGUCCGAAACGUGGUCCUGUAGGGGACAGAGGACGUGGGCUCACUGCGGGAGCCGGAGUGUGGGUCCUCAUCUCCCUGGCUCGGAUUCCUGACCAGGCUGAAAGCUGGGUCCCCAGCCACCCCAGCCAGACCCCUGGUUCCACGGGGUCCCCCCCGGGGGUGCCUUCUGGGUGGUCAUCCGCAGGCAGCCAUCCGCCUGUGCCCAGGCCAGAACCAGGCACUCACACCAGCAGGGACGGGCCUGGGGAGGGACACCCAAUGCCACAGCUCCACCUGUGCCCCACAGGUGGCAGCUGGGGGUGUCCAAGGAAACCCCCCGCACCACUGGAGAAUGUUCCUAGGACCUCGCCUGCUGCCUGAUAAGCCCAUUCUUGUUCUGGUGCUUAUUUCCCCUUCCU
Messenger RNA from Rhinopithecus roxellana (golden snub-nosed monkey), 2032 nucleotides. It is a transcript of the gene TIMM44, whose product is annotated as translocase of inner mitochondrial membrane 44. The transcript is spliced from 10 exons. The record is from RefSeq and is a predicted model, not a curated record. Gene Ontology annotation, cellular component: mitochondrial inner membrane. Gene Ontology annotation, biological process: protein import into mitochondrial matrix. Gene Ontology annotation, molecular function: protein-folding chaperone binding. Lineage: Eukaryota; Metazoa; Chordata; Mammalia; Primates; Cercopithecidae. Bases 175 to 1605 code for a protein of 476 amino acids.